ACCGCUCUUUAUGGUCCGUUUUAUCAGUAUACAGAAGAAGAUGGUGACGCUGUAAAAUUUUCCCUUGACUGUGGUGUUGAUACAGGCCGAUUUGAUAUUGAUUCUUCCACAGGUCUCCUGUCGUAUUCAGCAGACUAUGAUCUAGACAUGGUCGGUACAGCAUCUCAGGUGAACUGUAAUGUUUCUAUCAGUGAUAAUGAGUAUACAGAUAUGGCCUACAUUAAUAUAACUAUAUCGAAUGACAAUGACAAUGCACCAGUAUUUACCUAUAGUACAUACACGUUCUAUAUACCAGUAACUUCAAGUGUUGGGUCAUUUGUCGGACAGGUACAAGCAAUUGAUAAUGAUAUUGGAAGUUAUGGAAAUAUUUUUUACCAUAUUGCGCUUACAGACUUCAACUAUGGUUUAUUUCAUGUAGACGAAAAUGGUUCGAUAUUUGUCAGCAAAAGUUUGACUCAGUAUACCGAAGGCUCCGUUUUAAAUCUAACGAUUUAUGCUGUGGAUAUUGGAAGCAGACAGGCUUCAACGUUGGUUGAUAUUGUAUUUCCAACAAGUUAUGUAACUCGUGUUCCCCAAGGAAAUGAUAUACAGUACUUAACAUUCUUCCGAUAUUCUCCAAAUAUGGCUUGGUUUGUUCCUUUAAUGUUUGUGCUUUUCGUCACCGUCUGUGUUGUUACAAACACAAUAUACACAACUAACUGUACAAAUUUGAAAAAACAUAAGCAAGACGAAACGGAAAAGACCAAUGAGAUCAUUAUAAAAUAUUGAAUGAACAAUAUGUAUUCAUGAAUACUCUAUGUUUUUGUAAGACGGAAAGAGGCGUUCAUUAAAAAUACUUUGAG
Molecule: messenger RNA, 842 nt
Organism: Mytilus californianus (California mussel)
Lineage: Eukaryota; Metazoa; Mollusca; Bivalvia; Mytilida; Mytilidae
Product: cadherin-related family member 2-like
Exons: 3
Coding region: 148-768 (206 amino acids)
Biological process (GO): homophilic cell-cell adhesion
Cellular component (GO): membrane
Molecular function (GO): calcium ion binding
Source: RefSeq, a predicted model, not a curated record